AUGGGGUCGUUUUUGAGGACUUUCCGGAAAGAUGCGGGAUCCGCCGCACCUUCAAUUGGGGUACCUGCCCCAAAGAAGGAGCUCCAACCGCCUCCGAUGACCCCGUUAGAGAAGAUGCUUACUGAGCUUGGUCCUAUCCGAGGGGAUGGUAGUGACAAGUUCUUUGGAAUGGAAAACUUCGGAAACACUUGUUAUUGUAACUCGAUACUGCAGUGUCUAUAUUAUUCUGUCCCUUUCCGAGAAGCCGUUCUCAACUAUCCCAAGCGAACACCAAUCGAAGACUUAGAAACAGCACUCGCAAAGGCCCUGCGUUACCAGGAUCCGAAUGCACGCCAGGAAGCAGAGGCGUUAGCCGAGAAGCAGAAAGCCGCCAAUUCCCCGCGGCCUGGCCAGCCUCCAAAUCCCCAGCAAAAGCCAGAAGAUAAAGAUUCCCCGGAGUACAAGAAGAAGGUAGCUCUGCAGACGCUUCCUCUCCUCGAGACUGCCGAUAAUUCACCGAGCUACGGUAUAUCGGAAUCAUUAUUUUCUUCGCUCAAGGACAUAUUUGAAUCGGUCGUUGGGAGUCAAUCGCGUAUAGGAAUAAUCCGGCCGCAACAUUUCUUGGAGGUGCUCCGUCGCGAAAAUGAGAUGUUCCGGACAGCCAUGCAUCAAGACGCUCACGAAUUCCUCAACCUCUUGUUGAAUGAAGUUGUUGUGGACGUGGAAAAAGCCGCAGCAAAACUACUGGAAAAUCCCCUUCCUGGGAGUGAGGUUUCAGACGCCCUCAUACCCUCGUCUAGCUCCGGUUCCAGAACGCCAAACACGACGCGGUGGGUUCACGAAUUGUUCGAGGGUCUUCUGACCUCUGAAACACAAUGUCUCACUUGUGAGAAGACGUCGCAGCGCGAUGAAGUCUUUCUAGAUCUUUCGGUGGAUCUCGAGCAGCAUUCUUCGGUUACUUCAUGCUUGAGGAAGUUCUCGGCGGAGGAGAUGCUAUGUGAGAGAAACAAGUUUCAUUGCGACAAUUGUGGUGGACUCCAAGAAGCAGAGAAGAGGAUGAAGAUCAAGCGUUUGCCCCGAAUCUUGGCUUUGCACCUCAAGCGUUUCAAGUAUACUGAAGAUCUUCAACGACUCCAGAAACUCUUCCAUAGAGUUGUUUACCCAUACCACCUCCGCCUCUUUAAUACGACGGAUGACGCCGAAGACCCCGAUCGCCUUUACGAGUUGUACGCGGUUGUCGUGCAUAUUGGCGGUGGGCCAUAUCAUGGGCACUAUGUUUCUAUCAUCAAAACUGAGGAUAGAGGGUGGCUGCUUUUUGAUGAUGAAAUGGUAGAACCUGUGGAUAAGAGCUAUGUGCGCAACUUCUUCGGCGACAAGCCGGGCUUGGCCUGCGCAUAUGUGCUGUUUUACCAGGAGACAACUAUGGAGGCAGUGAUGAAGGAACAGGAGCAGGAGAACAUGGAGCCGCCCGUGGAAGUGAAUGCUUCCACCCUUAAGCAGAACGGUUUUGCGAGCUCGGCCACACUUGCUCACGCUCAAAGUGCCUCUCAGUUCCCAACUUAUGAAGAGCAUGACCGCUUUACGGGCUUGAAGCGAGCCCCAACCGCACCCCAGCUAUCAACACAUCUUGAACACACUACCACGGACUCGGAAAGCCUACCCUCUCCGGCUCCCGUCUCUACGCCUCUUACUUCAUUGCCUCCUAUACCACCAAUUCCUGAGACACCCCCAACCCCGCUAACAUCUCGAAAGAGCGAUUUACAAUCCAAAAAAGAACGAGUCAAAGAGGAGAAAGAGCGAGAGAAAGAGCGGAAGGCCGCCGAGAAAGACUUGGAGAAACAGCGUCGAAAAGAGAUAGAGACAAGGUUCAAAGAGAGGCAACGACGCGAAGACGACGAGUUGAAGGCAGCUCUUGAAGCAAGCAAGGCAACGAAAGAAGACGAGGAUCGACGCAAUCACACCGAGAAUGGUUCAACCAAGAGGGCAGCCGGCGGUCUUGGUCGAUUCAGAAGUCUUAGCCAGCGAUUAAGCAGCAAAGAAAGUCGGACAUCUCUGUCCAAAAUACCACCGCUGCCAAACGGAAACCACGCCUUAAGCAAAGUCCCAGAUGAGCCUGAGCAAGAUCACCCAAUGUCACCAGCGCCGUCUGAGCCCCCAUCACGACCAGCAUCACAGCCAUUGAACGACCAUCUCAUACGUUCUCCAAGGGCUGAGAGCCCUGCAGUAUCAUCGAGCGAACAAGAACCCAUCAAGCACUCAAAACACGAACGAUCGAGUCAUGGCAAGUGGCGAAGUUUCAGUCUUAGAAAGAAGUCAUUCAAUAUUCUCUCAUCAUGA
This is a messenger RNA of Aspergillus mulundensis, 2316 nucleotides long. RefSeq names its product ubiquitin C-terminal hydrolase CreB (gene creB). Gene Ontology annotation, biological process: protein deubiquitination. Gene Ontology annotation, molecular function: cysteine-type endopeptidase activity; cysteine-type deubiquitinase activity. The transcript has 4 exons. Gene Ontology annotation, cellular component: nucleus; cytosol. The coding region runs from base 1 to 2316 and encodes 771 amino acids. NCBI's taxonomy places the organism in Eukaryota, Fungi, Ascomycota, Eurotiomycetes, Eurotiales, Aspergillaceae. The record is from RefSeq and is a predicted model, not a curated record.